AUGUGACGUCUCUGGUGAUGACGACACACGGAGGCGGGUCUUGUCGGUGUAGUCCACUUCCUGCUUCUCUGCCCUGGUUUCGACUGACCAUCUACAGCAGCACCUCUUUCACCCACCGAAAGACUACCAUGACACACCAAACGGGCAUCCAAGCUGGAAAUGAUGUGAAAGACAUAUUCGCAAGUGCCAGGAACGGCGAUGAAUAUCGAUGCCUGAAGAUUGUCAUUGAAGAUGAGCAGCUCACUCUGGGCACAGCCAGGAAGGCAUCAAAGAAGUGGGACCAGGAAUAUGAUUCCUUGGUGCUGCCCCUGAUUGAUGAGAAGGUGCCCUGCUACAUUCUGUACCGCCUGGAUUCUACAAACAACCAGGGCUAUGAGUGGAUCUUUCUGGCCUGGUCACCGGAUAUCGCUGUUGUGCGUGAUAAAAUGUUGUACGCUGCUACAAGAGCCACACUGAAGAAGGAGUUUGGAGGCAGUCACAUCAAAGAUGAAAUUUUUGGAACCACAAAGGAUGAUCUGAAUCUCAGUGGGUACAGGAAAUAUCUGACCUCACAGGCGGCACCACUGCCCCUCUCUGCAGCUGAAGAGGAACUGAGACAAUUUAAACUAAAUGAGGUGCAGACGGACAUCGGUGUGGACACCAAACAGCAGACUCUGCAGGGCGUGGCCUUCCCUCUUCACAGAGAUGCUGUUGCUGCCCUCGAACGUUUCCGGGACGGAAUAAUUAACUAUGUUCAACUGCAACUGGACGCAGAGCAGGAAAUCAUUCGGUUGUGCAGCACCGAGGCCACAGAGCUUAAAGAUCUGCCAAAGAGAAUUCCUGACGAUUCUCCACGUUAUCACUUCUUCCUCUACAAACAUUCCCAUGAAGGCGACUACUUAGAGUCCACAGUCUUCAUUUACUCCAUGCCUGGGUACAACUGUAGUAUCAAAGAGAGGAUGCUGUAUUCUAGCUGCAAGAAUCCGUUGGUGGACAUGGUGGAAAAUAAUCUCCAUAUUGAGAUUGAAAAGAAGUUGGAGAUUGACGACGGUGAGGGGCUGACUAGUGAUUUCCUGUACGAGGAAGUGCAUCCCAAGCAGCACGCCCACAAACAAGCCUUCGCUAAACCCAAAGGCCCGGCAGGGAAGAGGGGUGGGCGCCGCAUCACCCGACCCCCAGUAGAGGGAGAGGAGGAAGAUUAAACCGACCUCAGCAUCUGACCACUACCACCUCCACUCUAAGCACGUUCCACACUGGAACAUUCCUGUCACGUGGGGGGGGGGAUCAGAUUUGACACGCUUGUUUAGAUGGAUAGGACGACCUCAAAUUCUUACCUGUCACCCAGAGAUCCAACUAUGCACGCCAAGGACAACUGAGCAACAAGACACACCAGGGAUUCCAUUUGUAGCUCGCCAAAUGGAAGCACGUGUACGUACGUACGUCAGGGUGUCGACAAAGGUAAAUUGACAAUGUUUCAAGUAAGUUUGAGGUUUGUACACUGGUGCCAGCUCUCUGAAAAUUAUUCUAGUAGUGCGACUGUGAACUUGCGCCAAUAUGAUGAAAUUCCCCCACUUUUGAGUUCACACGCUUAAUUUCUUAACUUCCAUUCCUGUCGAUUUAAUGUCUCCAUUGUCCGAGCGUUUGCACAACCAGGUGCUCCAAAGCCUAAAAGAUCUCCACCUGCGUUUGUCGAUUCAUUUUAACAGUGCUUUUUUUAAAAAUGACAACAAAAUGAUUCCUUUUUUGAUAUAACUGUGGUUUACAUGGAAAAAAAGAAAAAAUCAUCUGCUGAGAAACUUAUUUUUCUAUGCAAGUGCUGUACGUGUACAUAUUGUAGCCGUGUGAUGCUCUCUGAUUAAGAAACAGUCUGGUCUAUUGUGGUGAUUGUUGGUGUCAUUGAGGAUCACAGAGGAAUAAAAACAGGGGCUUCCAGAAAUAACACAUCAAUAUUUCUCAGAUUCACAGAAAUAGGAAGCUACAAAAACCAUCGCUCUCUUGUCGCUGGAGAGAGACAAAGCCAGGCAAGGUGAAAGAGUCGUUUAGAUCAUUCUGUCGGUGUGUGGCCACAGCCACUGGUCUGCUGAAUAACAUUAGGCAAACUACUUAGCUCACCUUAUGUUUCAAAAAAAAAAGGGAAAUCCCUUUAUGUUCGUAGUGUCAUAAUAGUAAUAAUCAUGGUUGGUCUUUUUUUCUUACAAAUCUUUCUUUUAAAAGAAUAAAAAUAUUUAAAUUAA
Molecule: messenger RNA, 2213 nt
Organism: Cynoglossus semilaevis (tongue sole)
Lineage: Eukaryota; Metazoa; Chordata; Actinopteri; Pleuronectiformes; Cynoglossidae
Gene: twf1a
Product: twinfilin actin-binding protein 1a
Exons: 9
Coding region: 18-1181 (387 amino acids)
Biological process (GO): actin filament depolymerization; barbed-end actin filament capping; positive regulation of neuron projection development
Cellular component (GO): cytoplasm; actin filament; myofibril
Molecular function (GO): actin filament binding; actin monomer binding
Source: RefSeq, a predicted model, not a curated record